GAGUCUCUAGGUAUUUAGGUAUUUGAUUCUUAGAAAGGGAGUUUGCCUCGGGGUACAUCUCGUUGCUUAUUAUUCCUCUCUACUUAUCUACACCAACACUCACUACACUGGUACUCACUCACUUAUACAUACAUACAUCCUCUCUCUACGUUCAUAUAUACCAGAGUCCCCUCCCACCAUCAUCGACCUCUACCCCGGACUCUUGACUUCUUAGUCUAUCAAGCACUAAGGAGCUUAUUCAUCAACAACAUCGUGGUGUUCGACUCGAGGUUCUUGUCACAUCCACGCACUCACUCCCACAUAUUCCAUAACAUGUCUUCGAGGUCGAUAUUAGGUAUGGACGAGCUCAAUGCCGCCGCCUUGGAUCACUUCAUCCGCCUCCCAGUCAGUCAUGCCAUGAUUUAUCAUUUGGCAGACGCCGCAUCAAAAGUUAUUCAAUGCGAUCCAACUAUGAUGCCCCCGCCACCUCAGCAUGAGACGAAGUAUCCCACGCCGCCCAGGACACCGUCGCCUAAGGCGAUUCGAUGCGAUGACAGUGGUCUUCCGUCUUUGGAAGAGUUCAUCACACAAUUGGUUGUGUCAUCAAACGUGCAGGUCUCUACUCUGAUGUCGACUUUAGUCUACCUGACCAGGCUCAAGUCCCGCCUCCAGCCCAUGGCCAAGGGUUUGCGAUGCACGACCCACCGCAUCUUCCUAGCUGCACUAAUCCUUUCUGCCAAGUACCUGAAUGACAGUUCCCCCAAGAACAAACACUGGGCCAAUUACAGCCACAUUCAGUGUGAUGGCUACAGCUUCGGUUUUAGCCGCACUGAAGUGAACCUGAUGGAGAAGCAGUUGUUGUUCCUAUUGGACUGGGACCUGAGGAUCACCGAGGAGGAUCUCUACCGCGAACUUGAUGUAUUCCUGGCGCCGAUUCGUGAUGACUUUGAGGCGAGGUAUAUCCGACGCAUGCAACGCAGGAAGCAGAGGCAGGAGGAGGCACGCGCCUGGGCUGAGGCUGCUGCGCUCCCCACGCCCCCGACGUCUCGCGGCAGUUCACGAUCGCGGUCACGGCAGCGAUUGGCGUCGCCACCUAAAGACACGACUAUCCGCAUGGUGCACGACAACGUGUCGGAGUCCACGCCACCUCCCGAACUGGCCUACAGCUACAGCUCGUCUGGUAGCAGCUCGGGCAGUUCAUAUGCCUCUUCUCUCUCUUCCCGUCAGCACUCGAGGUCUUCAACCCCUCUUUCGGACCUUGAGACAGACCCCUACGUUGCGUACAUGGAUGGUUCUCUCCACGAGUCUCCGAUUGAGAUUGUACUCGACAUGCCGGAGCCGGCUAUGGUACCGAUGCAUAAGGCCGCCUACCGCAGGAAACAGCUACUACCCUAUGAGAUUAGCGCCGAUGAACUUCGCGAGCUGCAGGACGGCACUGCGAACGCCAAGCGGGCACGAACUAAUCGUGGAAUGUGGCAUCGUAUGUUUGGGGCUCAGGCAUAAAUGCAUCUAACUACUUCCACGCCUUCUUUUCCUUUUGUCUUCGGAAGCAUUGGGCCGGAUAUACGUGACACGAGACGACCUUUCUCAGCAUUUUUCAGUGGCAUAUAACGGCGUCUUUUAUCGGCAUUGCUCAGCAUCACUAGCAAGGAGUUUUGGUGAGGGGAUUCAGGCGAAUUCAAUCAAUAUUCAGAUUGAUGCAUGGAGCCCCUUAUGAUUUAUUCAAAAAGUCUGAUUUAUUCUACAAUGAUGUUGAUACUGGGGAUGACUUUGCUUUCUGCUAUGGGUUUUUUUGCGAGGCGUGAACGGGUCUCAGGG
This is a messenger RNA of Xylaria bambusicola, 1797 nucleotides long. RefSeq lists its product as uncharacterized. NCBI's taxonomy places the organism in Eukaryota, Fungi, Ascomycota, Sordariomycetes, Xylariales, Xylariaceae. The coding region runs from base 313 to 1482 and encodes 389 amino acids. The record is from RefSeq and is a predicted model, not a curated record. Gene Ontology annotation, biological process: regulation of cyclin-dependent protein serine/threonine kinase activity. Gene Ontology annotation, molecular function: protein kinase binding; cyclin-dependent protein serine/threonine kinase regulator activity. The transcript has a single exon. Gene Ontology annotation, cellular component: cyclin-dependent protein kinase holoenzyme complex; nucleus.